UCCUGAGCUCUGGGAUGGAGCCUGAGACUGUGCUGUGGGGCCCAGAUUCACAGGGCCUUGAACAGAGGCCCAACGACGUUCACAGAGGUGCCGAGAGUGGGAAUGAAGAGGAGAGCCCUCAGCAGGAAAGUUCUGGGGAGGAGAUCAUCUUGGGAGAUCCAGCUCAGAGUCCAGAAUUCAAGGACCCUCCAGAGAUGCCCCUGGAGAGACCCUCCCAGGAUCCCUCAGUUCCCCAGGACUCCCCAACCCCACUAGGUCACUCUAGCCCCUUGGACCACCAGGCCCCUCUGGACCCCCCAGCCCCCGAGGUAGUCCCUGCUGCAUCUGACUGGACCAAGGCCUGUGAGGCCAGUUGGCAGUGGGGGACCCUCACCACAUGGAACAGUCCCCCCGUGGUCCCGGCCAAUGAGCCCAGCCUGCGAGAGCUGGUGCAGGGCCGCCCAUCUGGGGCGGAGAAGCCCUACAUCUGCAACGAGUGCGGCAAGAGUUUCAGCCAGUGGUCCAAGCUGCUGCGGCACCAGCGCAUCCACACGGGUGAGCGGCCCAACACCUGCUCCGAGUGCGGCAAGAGCUUCACGCAGAGCUCGCACCUGGUGCAGCACCAGCGCACGCACACGGGCGAGAAGCCCUACAAGUGCCCCGACUGCGGCAAGUGCUUCAGCUGGAGCUCCAACCUGGUGCAGCACCAGCGCACGCACACGGGCGAGAAGCCCUACAAGUGCACGGAGUGCGAGAAGGCCUUCACGCAGAGCACCAACCUCAUCAAGCACCAGCGGUCCCACACGGGCGAGAAGCCCUACAAGUGCGGCGAGUGCCGCCGGGCUUUCUACCGCAGCUCGGACCUCAUUCAGCACCAGGCCACCCACACGGGCGAGAAGCCCUACAAGUGCCCCGAGUGCGGCAAGCGCUUCGGCCAGAACCACAACCUCCUCAAGCACCAGAAGAUCCACGCUGGCGAGAAGCCGUACCGCUGCACCGAGUGCGGCAAGAGCUUCAUCCAGAGCUCGGAGCUGACCCAGCACCAGCGCACGCACACCGGCGAGAAGCCCUACGAGUGCCUCGAGUGCGGCAAGAGCUUCGGCCACAGCUCCACCCUCAUCAAGCACCAGCGGACUCACCUGCGCGAGGACCCCUUCAAGUGCCCCGUGUGCGGCAAGACCUUCACCCUGAGUGCCACGCUGCUGCGGCACCAGCGAACGCACACGGGCGAGCGGCCCUACAAGUGCCCCGAGUGUGGCAAGAGCUUCAGCGUCAGCUCCAACCUCAUCAACCACCAGCGCAUCCAUCGCGGCGAGCGGCCCUACAUCUGCGCCGACUGCGGCAAGAGCUUCAUCAUGAGCUCCACCCUCAUCCGCCACCAGCGUAUCCACACGGGCGAGAAGCCCUACAAGUGCUCCGACUGCGGCAAGAGCUUCAUCCGCAGCUCCCACCUCAUCCAGCACCGACGCACCCACACGGGCGAGAAGCCCUACAAGUGCCCCGAGUGCGGCAAGAGCUUCAGCCAGAGCUCAAACCUCAUCACCCACGUGCGCACGCACAUGGAUGAGAACCUCUUCGUGUGCUCCGACUGUGGGAAGGCCUUCCUGGAGGCGCACGAGCUGGAGCAGCACCGGGUGAUCCACGAGAGGGGGAAGACCCCGGCCCGAAGAGCUCAGGGCGACACCCUUCUGGGGCUUGGGGAUCCCGCCCUGCUCACCCCGCCGCCUGGAGCCAAACCACACAAGUGUCUGGUCUGUGGAAAGGGCUUCAAUGACGAGGGCAUCUUCAUGCAGCAUCAGAGGAUCCACAUUGGAGAAAACCCCUACAAAAAUGCAGACGGUCUCAUGGCACACCCAGCCCCUAAACCUCCUCAGUUCCGAUCCCCCAGGCUCCCUUUUGGAGGGAAUUCCUACCCAGGUGCUGCGGAGGGCAGAGCCGAUCCCCCAGGACAGCCCUUUAAAAUGCCCGAGGGCCAGGAGAGCUUCAGCCAAAGGCUGGGGCUGCUCUCCUCCAAGUCCUACAUUUGUUCCCACUGUGGAGAAAGCUUCCUGGAUCGCUCUGUGCUCCUCCAACAUCAGCUCACCCAUGGCAACGAAAAGCCCUUUCUCUUUCCCGAUUAUAGGAUUGGCCUAGGGGAAGGGGCAGGGCCCAGUCCCUUCCUAAGUGGGAAGCCCUUUAAAUGCCCUGAAUGCAAAAAAAGCUUUGGCCUCAGCUCUGAGCUGCUGCUGCACCAGAAAGUCCAUGCAGGCGGGAAGAGCUCCCAGAAGAGCGUGGAGCUGGGGAAGAGCUCUUCCGUCCUCCUGGAGCACCUCAGGAGCCCCCUGGGGGCCAGACCCUACAGCUGCUCCGAUUGCGGGGCCUCCUUCCUCGAUCGCCUGGCCCUCGUCCGGCACCAAGAAACCCACACCCAAGAAAAGUCCCCUAGACCUGAGGAUCCCCUUCCAGAGCCAGCCACCUUGUCCACAAGCCAGGAAGGUGAGGGAGAGGGCCCCGCCCCCACAGGGAGCAGCCCCCAAAGGCAAGGGGAAAGCCCCAAAGCCCUCCUGGAAGAAAAGCCCUAUUUGUGCCCUGAGUGUGGAGAUGGCUUCACAGAAGUCGCAGCCCUCCUGCUCCAUAGGAGCUGCCACCCAGGUGUCUCCCUGUGAAAUGGGUCUGGAGGCCAGGGGCCUCUCCCAGGAGGAACACUGGAUCCCCAAAGAUAUUAUGUGGGGAAAGGAGGACAACCCUACCAGAUUGUAGAGAAGUGGAAGAUAAAGAACCCUGGGCAAAAAUAGUGCUUUGACAUCAGUGAUGAGAAACCCUAUAAAAUUGUUGGUGGGAACCAUUUAUAAGGCAGUAGAGAAAAACUGUUGGGUUAGAAACCCUAUAAAUAUGUAGGAAAAAAAAGCCCUGUAAGUCUGUAGCAGAAAAACCCUAUAAACCAUAGUGGAUAAAAGCCCUAUUAAUUGUAGGAAGAGGUCCCAAUAUGUCUCUAGACAACCCUGUAAAACUGUAUCAAAUCCUUAUCAAAAUCCUAUAGGGUCGGGGAAGUGCAGGAAACAGAGCAACGGCAUCGACUUGGAGGAGUGACCCUCAGGUGGUGUAGCAAACACCUGCCGUAUGCUUGUUCCGCAGUGUUCUCCCCCGUGGGAGCGUGAGAGGGAGCCUCCCUCCCAGCAGUUACACUUGGACAGUUACACUGAGGACAAUGCCCGGCCGGGGAGUAGCGUGGGAACUGGGUGGAAGUGGAAAAGGAAGAAAUCAAAGAGGAGGAAAAUAAGUGGCGAGGAGCUCCCAAGCCCACACAGGAGGCAGGACCCAGGGACUAGGAUGAGAAAGGCCAGCUCACUGCGCCGGGUUCCUUGGGGUAGGAGGCCAAUCUUAGAUGAAUUGUGUGUGUUAGGGGGAGAGGCCUGUGGAAUCCCUUACCAAAAAGAACCCAAAGAUAGGGAAUUGUCAAGCCUUCCUAAAGGCUUAAAUUUGGGGUGCAUAAAAACUUUGAGUAUAACAAUACCGAGAAACCAACACAAAAAUUAGGGGAAAGAGUGGGGGGAUUUCUGUUAAAGGGCUUUGAGGGAAGCAAACCAGGGUGGACAAACUGUUGAAAUGGAACCCAGCAAACUCCAGGCCAGUUUCUCCUGUUCCCGGGAGCUUGUUAAACUGCAAGUACAAGCAGAUCCCAGUUUGGGCCGCCAGGGUUCUCCCCGAGCCAGGCAGGA
Molecule: messenger RNA, 3677 nt
Organism: Propithecus coquereli (Coquerel's sifaka)
Lineage: Eukaryota; Metazoa; Chordata; Mammalia; Primates; Indriidae
Gene: ZNF629
Product: zinc finger protein 629
Exons: 2
Coding region: 15-2624 (869 amino acids)
Biological process (GO): regulation of transcription by RNA polymerase II
Molecular function (GO): DNA-binding transcription factor activity; RNA polymerase II cis-regulatory region sequence-specific DNA binding
Source: RefSeq, a predicted model, not a curated record